UGCGGAGCCCCCUCCUCUCUCGGCUUCGCUGCCCUUCCGCGUCCUCCGGGCUGCCCUUCUCGAGCUCCUGGGCAUGGGCUGAGCGCCAAAGCCGGCCCGUUCCGGCUUCGCGAGGCUGGAGACCAGCUGAGCGAGACCCGGGCAAGCUCUGGCCCCGGCUGGCGUGCCUUGCCGGGGCCCAACGCAGCCGGGCAGGUGCAGCCUCCUGGCAGGCACCAAAACUGCCAGCUGAUCCGCGGCAGCAGCUAAAGAACAGGGAAAAGUUGGCGAGUCCUCCUUUGCAACAAACCCUGAUCUGGUGGCUCGGCUUGGACAAGCAGGAGUCUUCUAGCAUCCUGGCCAGAGAGGAGUUCUGAUCUAGAACAUGGCUUGUUCCUGGUGGCCUCCAGCCUUCCCCCAAAAGGGAAUUUGAGGCCUCGAUUCCGGCACCUUCACACGAACCAUGGAGGUGAUGGACGUCCCGGUGGGAAACCUCAUUGACUUUGACUCUGAACUGUCUACCACGGACACCUCUGAAUCGGUCCCCACCGGCCCCUCGACCGCCAACGGCCACGCAGGGCUGGAUCGCCGCGAGGCGGGCCCUGCGGCCGAGGAGAGCGAUGCCACCGAGUCGGCCGACAGCGAGAACGACACGACCGACUCGCCCACCCACCCGAGCUGGAAUAACCACCGGCGCUCUUCCUCGGAGUCCUACUCGUCCAACCAGAGCACAGAGUCCACUCGGGGGGAAGCACCGGCCGAACAGCGGGAAUUUGUGAGCCAAUACGUGGAGAAGAUCUUCACUGGUGGAGAGGAGUUUGACCAAGAGGAGCAAGCCAGAUUCGGGGAGCUGUGCAGUGGCGAGAACACGAAAGGCAGAGAGUGGUUCGCCAGAUACGUCAGCGCCCAGCGCUGCAAUUCCAAGUGUGUUUCCGAGCAGACUUUCUAUCGCCUGGUGCAGUCCUUUGCUGUUGUGCUGUUUGAAUGCUACCAGAUGGAUGACUUCAGCCCUGCUAAAAACCUGAUGACCAUGUGCUUUACUUACUACUACGUCGGCAAGCCCCAAACUCUCCCCCCAGAGUGCAAGGAGGAGAGAGCCGCGGGGAGCAUUGAUUCCUACCUGAAAUCCGCCAACAGCUGGCUGGCCGAGAAGAAGGACAUUGCGGAACGGCUGCUGAAAAACACCUCGGCCAAGACGGAGAACAUGAAAGGGUUUUUCGGGAGCUUUGAAAGCAAACUGAGGGGUCCCAGCGGGACCAGGAAGAGCGAGGAUGGCGAAGAGAAGCCCAGGGAGAGAAUGCAGAAAUCAGUUUCCCUCUACAGUCCCGAGGAGGAGGAAGAAAGAAACGGGGAGAAGAUCUACCUGUACACGCACCUCAAGCAACAGCCCAUCUGGCACACUCUGAGGUUCUGGAACGCGGCUUUCUUUGAUGCCGUCCACUGCGAGAGGCGGAAACGGUCUCCCACCACCAGAGGGGACACUGGGGAGGAAGAGGAAAAGAGGGAGAAGUGGUGCCACAUGACCCAAGAAGAACGGAACGAUAGCCUCCGUUUUAAUGAGAAUAUCACCUUUGGACAGUUGGGAACUUUCACUCAUAACAUGCUGGCUUUUGGGCUGAACAAGAAGCUUUGCAACGAUUUCUUGAAGAAGCAGGCAGUGAUUGGCAACCUGGAUGAAGAGCAGUACAAGCUGCUGAGUGACCACAUUGACCAAAUGGCUGCUGAAUAGGUCCACCACCUGCUUGGCCAGGACCAGGAUGGAGAGAAGAGGCCGGCGGAGGCAAAAGGCUGGGAAACCCACCUCGGGGGACCGUCUGAAGACUUCAGAUGGGCUUUUAAAGCAACAGACUCCCCCCAUAGACUCUGCAAUAAUCCUGCAUGAUUGCUGUUCAACUGUGUCUGUGCUGUGCUAAGCAGCCUGUAGAACUUGUCCAUCCAAAGGCGCCAGUCUCCUUCUGCAGCCUCAAGGACACCCAACCCCUUCCUCAGACUUUGGGCAUGGAAGCUCUGGCUUUGCGCCCCCCCCCCUCCCGGUCUGGGGAGAUUCCUCCAUGCAAGGCAGGGAGAGUCCUUGGGGACCAGGACAGGAGGUCCUUGUGAGAAGGACCGGAAGAAACCUCCACGCAUUAUCCUGGACUAUUUUAAGCAUCCAGAAUCCUUUUUUUUUUUUUUCAACAGCCAUGAAAUGUGAAAUAGGAUAUGGGCCCGAGCUGCAAUGGAACGGAGGGGCAGAUAAGAGCUUUUAAUUUUUCUGCAGAGCUGGUCAUUCUGGAGAAAGGUAUUUGGUAGACCCAGAAGGCCUGGUUUGAUUCGUCCUGUUAGGCAGAGAAAGAUAUUUAAAGGUAGGCAGGAGCUGACAUUUUGUAGUUUUGGACCCUGAGAUGCUGUGCAAGCCAACCGGGCCCAGAUUCCUGGUUCCCUGGACCAGUUCUGGGACCUCCUGUGUGGUUUCAAUGCAAUACGUUCUGAAUAAAACCAGGAAGCUGAUCUAACUCCGGAGGUGUAAAGAAGAACAAGUCCACCACUGUGGUUGACGUGGUUGCUCAACUGGUUGACCAAGAUUGAUCGAUCCCAUCUCUCUGGUUUGUCAACCUCACGGAGCCUUUGUCUGGUUUGUCCACAUGAAGUAGGUGGAAGGUUGUCUGUGAGGUGCUGCCAUAUUUCCACCAUUCAUGAACGUGAAGGCCUACAUGGCAGCAACAAGCCAUCUUGAGGGCAACCACAAUAUUCUUCAACAUCCUCCCAUUUGGAGAAGCCUCCUCUGGGCGGCUUCUCACACCUUUGAUGAUCAGCCUCUGGUGUCUUGUGUCUGGUGUGUGUGUGUGUGUGUGUGUGUGUGUGUGUGUUUCUAAGGACAGGUUGAUGUUGGGUGUGUAGGGGAGUGUUUUCCAUUCACUUUGGCUUGAUGGAUGCUGGUUUUUCAUUCUUUGGGAAAAGAUAUAGCUGCUAGUGAGUUGUUGGGUGAUUUACAGAGUCCACAAGAAACUCCAUCUCCCUCCCUCCCUCCCUCUGUAUGGGUGUGUGUGUGUGUGUGUGUGUGUGUG
Notechis scutatus (mainland tiger snake) is the source of this 3023-nucleotide messenger RNA. The record is from RefSeq and is a predicted model, not a curated record. Lineage: Eukaryota; Metazoa; Chordata; Lepidosauria; Squamata; Elapidae.